AUGGCGCGCGCCGGCUCUGAGGAGGUGAUGGUGGUGCGGCCGACGAAGGCGGACUUCAGCCGCCCCUUUGCCGAGUUUGUCGGGAAGGUGCUGAAAAAGCAUCCGGACCUGCCCAUGUUCAAGGUCAUCCCACCUGAGGGCUGGCGGCCACGCAGGAAGCCGUUUCCCAAGCUGGAGACCGUCGACAUUGCGACGCCUAUCAAGCAGAUCGUGUAUGGGAAGGGCGGCGCCUACCGCUGCAUCCUCGUCGAGCAGAGGGGCCUCACCGCGCAGCGGUUCAAGGAGAUCAGCGAGAGCGAGGGCCACACCCCUCCUGAGAGCAAGAGGGGCAAGGACCUGGAGGAUACCCUGCUGGAGAGGAGCUUCUGGAGCAGGUGGGUGUGUUAA
Messenger RNA from Monoraphidium neglectum, 387 nucleotides. RefSeq lists its product as hypothetical. The record is from RefSeq and is a predicted model, not a curated record. Bases 1 to 387 code for a protein of 128 amino acids. The transcript has 3 exons. NCBI's taxonomy places the organism in Eukaryota, Viridiplantae, Chlorophyta, Chlorophyceae, Sphaeropleales, Selenastraceae.